GCAAAGCCUUAUCCAGUAAAACAUCACCAGGUCUACGACAGCUUUUUUCGACAACCAACAUCAAUCGCAAAGUCGAAAAGCAUUCAAAAUGGCUGCCGUAUACAAGUCUAUCUCCAAGACUAGCGCUCCCAAGGCUGAAGCCUCCAGCAAUGGCAUCAAGAAGAACAAGCAGCGGGUUUUGAUCCUUUCCUCCAGAGGUGUCACUUACCGACACCGCCAUCUUCUCAAUGAUAUUGCGUCGAUGCUCCCUCACAGCCGAAAGGACGCAAAGUUCGACUCCAAGACUAAGCUCUAUGAACUGAACGAGCUUGCCGAGCUUUACAACUGCAACAAUGUCCUGUUUUUUGAGGCAAGGAAGGGAAAGGAUCUUUAUGUCUGGCUCAGCAAGGUUCCCAAUGGACCUACCAUCAAGUUCCACCUCCAGAACUUGCACACAAUGGAGGAACUUCACUUCACCGGCAACUGCCUCAAGGGCUCGCGACCUGUACUCUCCUUCGACGGCGCUUUUGACAAGCAGCCCCAUCUGCGACUGAUCAAGGAGCUCUUCCUUCACACCUUUGGAGUACCCCAGGGUGCCAGAAAAUCCAAGCCAUUUAUCGAUCACGUUAUGGGAUUUAGCUUUGUCGAUGGCAAGAUCUGGGUUCGCAACUACCAGGUCAACGAGGUCGAGGCGGAAGCAAAGGGGGAAGAGGAAGAGGAUGAGGAUUCCAAGUCCAAGUCUCGAUCCGGAAAGCCAGACACCGAUAUCAACCUUGUCGAGAUCGGUCCCCGAUUCGUCCUGACACCCAUUGUGAUUCAGGAGGGCUCUUUCGGCGGUCCCAUCAUUUACGAGAACAAGGAGUUCGUGUCACCCAACCAGGUCCGCGCCGACCUCCGAAGGACGAAGGCUUCACGACACAACGCCCGCACCGAGCAACAAGUCGAGAGACGGGUCAGGAAGGGCGAUCUGGGAUUGCGAUCUGCUGGUGGCCAGCGUCCUGCUAAGAGCGAGCUGGAUACCAAGAUGCUGUUUGCCUAGACUAUUUGAUACCUGUCGAUAAUAUUUACUGGCUUGUUCUAUUGGGUCUGUAAACACCGGGACGGGGUGUUGGAGUUAUAGGUUAUACUGCGCUGCUAUUUGCCAAAAGAAUUUACAAUUCAGUUUACUUACAUCAAUCAGACCGUCGAUUCUAUCCUCCCUUGCCUCCCUUCUAUUAUUGAUGCAAUG
Molecule: messenger RNA, 1207 nt
Organism: Fusarium graminearum PH-1
Lineage: Eukaryota; Fungi; Ascomycota; Sordariomycetes; Hypocreales; Nectriaceae
Product: ribosome biogenesis protein BRX1
Exons: 3
Coding region: 89-1018 (309 amino acids)
Biological process (GO): rRNA processing; ribosomal large subunit assembly
Cellular component (GO): nucleolus
Molecular function (GO): rRNA binding
Source: RefSeq, a predicted model, not a curated record